Molecule: messenger RNA, 1380 nt
Organism: Lucilia cuprina (Australian sheep blowfly)
Lineage: Eukaryota; Metazoa; Arthropoda; Insecta; Diptera; Calliphoridae
Exons: 2
Coding region: 136-1290 (384 amino acids)
Source: RefSeq, a predicted model, not a curated record
CACAAAUUUCUCUAUAAAUAUUCAUUAAAUAAACUUUUAUCUUGCAAUUGCAUUUUGUAUAAAAAUCUUUUGUUAAGCUUAAGAAAUGUAUUUUUUCACAAAUUGUAAAAGUAUUAAGUUUAAAUCAAAGUAGAAAUGAAACUGUUAUACACUGCUCUUAUCUGGGGCUUAAUACAAAUUUUUACCAACAAAACUUUGGCAGCCACCAAUAAUAGUACUAAUCAAACGAUAAUUGGAUCGAAAAAAGAACUAGUAAUAUUAUAUGAAAAUGAAUUAGAAUUAUUAGCAAAAGAAUUCUGUGAAAAGGCUAAAUUGUUAAGUGAAAAACUAAUACAAAAUCUUAAAAUACAACAAGCUAACAGCCCGCUUAUUAAGGAAUUUAAGAAGAAUAUAACAGAAUUUUUAUAUAAUUAUGAUUUUUAUCAGCGUCAUCAACUGUACAACUAUUUGUUAAUGAAAUUUAUAAAAUCUACUAUACACUACUACCUACAGGACCUUAGUCCCACUAAGGAUUCACAGUACAUAUUAGAUCUCUUGAAAAAACUACAAUAUGAUAAGUUAUGUGAUGAAUAUGAGCUAAAAUUUCAAAAACUUAUUAAAGAAAAAUUUCUACCCAAAUUCGAAAAACUUCAAACACAACUUUUACGCUCCAACUCAAAGAAAAGUAGGUCCUUUUUAAACUGGUAUAAUAAUCUAAAGAAGUGUCAGGAUUAUAAGUGUUAUUAUAAAUAUUUCAAUAAAUUCAUAAAUAUUAUAACAGCAGCCAAAAAACAACUAUUGGAUUAUAUAAGACAAGAGCUAGAAAACAUUAAUAUCUAUUUCAUCACUACUGCUUACUAUAUAAGUAAGGGCGUCAUAAAAGAUCCUUUAAUUCUACAACUUAGCCCUGCUGUUCGUCAAAAAUUCACUAAAGAUAUUAAUGAUUUUCUUACACAAUAUGAAAACAAUCAAGAUGUUUUACAACUAUAUGAUUUAAAGGAUUUUUUUCAAAAUAAUAUUUCACAAAAAUAUUACUACAAUACAGAAGAUAUAUCCUUAAGUGAUGAUCAAUUAUUGGAGCAAAUCUUUGAUAAUCAAAAGCUUAACGAAUUCCAAUUUACUUAUGAAACAAAAUUUAAUAGAUUUCUUGAACGAGGUCUUUAUGGAAAAUUUCAAAAAUAUAAAACUUCACUUAAUCGAAGAGCAUUGAUGCGUGAGCAGCCGUUAUUCGAGUGGUUUGAACAUUUGUUAAGUUUACGCAGUUAUGGGGAAAGAUAUAAAGAAUUUGGUAACCUAAUUAAGUUGAUUUAAUUUAAUAUUAAUAAAAAAUUUAAUAGUUUUGACUAUAUGUGAUUUAGAAGCAUUAUAAUAAUAUUAUAAAAGAUUCUAAUAAAUUAUAAC